Corapipo altera (White-ruffed manakin) is the source of this 2604-nucleotide messenger RNA. RefSeq lists its product as uncharacterized. The record is from RefSeq and is a predicted model, not a curated record. The coding region runs from base 237 to 2111 and encodes 624 amino acids. The transcript is spliced from 5 exons. NCBI's taxonomy places the organism in Eukaryota, Metazoa, Chordata, Aves, Passeriformes, Pipridae.
CCCCGCCCCCCCCUCCCCCGGGGCUACCGCGGGCUCUGUCCCGGGGUCCCGGGGGCACUUUGGGGUCUCUGCUGCCCGCCGCCCGCCUCAGCCUCCCCUCCUCGCCCGUGGCCGCCUCGGCGCUGCCGCCGCUGCUGCCGCCGCCCCGGCUGGGCCACGCCAAGGGGGGGGCGCCCCUGGGGGCCACCGGCGGCUACGGGGUGGCUCCCAGGGCCGGGGGGGUCGCCGGCACCGUGAUGGACAAUAAGGUGGCCACCAGAGGGGUCGGUGGCACCGGUGUCGCCGUGGGGGCUACCAGUGUCACCGUGGGGGCCACCAGUGCCGCCCGUGUCACCGUGGGGGCCACCAGCGUCACCGUGGGGGCCACCAGUGCCACCCCGAAGGCCACCGGUGUCGCCGCGGCCACCGCCCUGGACAGCAAGGCCACCACCCCCGGGGACAAUAAGGUCGCUCUUGGUGGCUCCGUUCAGGCCACGCCCACGGACAGCGGGGUCACCUCCAAGGCCACCAGUGUCACUGUUGUGGAUGGCAGGGCCACCAACGUCACCCCCACGGAUGCCAGGACCACCAGUGUCACCCCCACGGAUGCCAGGACCACCAGUGUCACUGUCGUGGAUGGCAGGGCCACCAACGUCACCCCCACGGAUGGCAGGGCCACCAGUGUCACCUCUGGGGCCACCAGUGUCACCUCUGGGGCCACCAGUGUCACCUCUGGUGCCACCGGUGUCACCGUGGGAGCUGCCGCUGCCGCCGUUGUCACCAGUGUCACCCCCAAGGCCACUGGAGCCGCCACCAGUGUCACCAGUGCCACCAGUGUCACCCCCAAGGCCACUGGAGCCGCCACCGUCAGCCCCAGUGUCACCAGUGCCACCAGUGUCACUGUGGGAGCCGCCAGUGUCCUCACGGGGGCCACCAGUGUCACCACGGGGGCCACCAGUGUCACCCCCAAGGACACCAGUGUCCUGUCAGGAGCCACCAGUGUCACCCCCAAGGCCACCAGUGUCCUGUCAGGAGCCACCAGUGUCACCCCAGAGGCCACCACUGUCCCGCCGGGAGCCACCAGUGUCACCGUGGGAGCCACCAGUGUCCCCCCCAAGGCCACCCCGACCGUCAUCGUGGGUGCCACCCCCGUCCUGGUGCCCCGGGGUGUCCCCGUGGGGGUCCCCGCGGGCGUGAGCCCCCUGGGCGCCGCCAUCCUGCGCGCCAGCGCCGACGCCACCGCCAAGGCCACCGCCAUGGCCACCAUGGCCACACCGCGGGCCAGCGCCGCCACGGCCACCGCCACGGCCACCGCGGGGGCCCUCGGGGCCACCAGUAACACCAGUAACACCAGUAACGUCAGCGUCAUCGCCAGCAAGGCCACCGGCGCUCCCAGUAUGACCAGUGCUCUCUCCAAGGCCACCGCCGGUGUCACCAGUGCUCCCAGUGCGCCCCGGGCCACUGGCGUGACCAGCGUGACCAGUGUGGCCAGUAUGACCAGUGUGACCAGUGUGGCCAGUUCUGGGAGUGUCACUGGUGUCCCCAGUGCUCCCAGUGUCACCAGUACCACCAGUGCUCUGAGGGCCACCAGUGCGACCAGUUCUCCCAGUGUCACCAGUGCUGUGGUUCCCACCGUCACCAGUGCGACCAGUAUGACGAGCCCUGCGGUUCCCAGCGUCACCAGUAUGACCAGCCCUGCGGUUCCCAGCGUCACCAGUGCAACCAGCACGACGAGCCCCGCGGUUCCCAGUGCGACCAGUACGACCAGUGGGAGCAGCCCUACAGCUCCCAGUGUCACCAGUGCGACCAGUGUCACCAGUGCUGCCGUUCCCAGUGUCACCAGCACUCCCAGCGCUCCCAGUGUCACCAGCACUCCCAGUGCUCCCAGUGUCACCAGUGCUCCCAGUGUCACCAGUGCCGCCCCUCCCAGCACCGACAGCGCGGUUGCCGCGGACACGGGCGCUCCCAGUGCUCCCAGUGCUCCCAGUGAGGCCCCCAAGAGCUCGUCGUCCUCGUCCUCCUCCUCCUCCUCCUCCUCCUCUUCCUCCUCCUCCUCGUCCGACUCCGACUCCGACUCCAGUUCCAGCUCCUCCGAGUCCGGCCCGCCCUCGCCGGCCCCGCCCACCGGGUAAGGCCACGCCCCCCUGCCCCGCCCCCAUUGGUCGAUCCCCUGACCCUUAACCCCCUUCAGCCCCGCCCGCAGCAGGCGAGGCCACGCCCACCGAGCGAGGCCACGCCCACGCGGUGAGACCCAUCUGGCCCCGCCCACUGUGGAGGAAGCCCCGCCCAUGAGAUGUGGCCACGCCCCCUUUUGCGUGUCGGUCCUGAUUGGGUGAGACCCCCCCUUGGCCCCGCCCGCGCUGAAGGAGACGUGGCCACGCCCACAGGGUAGAACACGCCCCCUGUUGCACUUGGCCACGCCCACAUUGACUCAGGCCACACCCCAUCAUUCAACGAAGCCCCACCCACAGGGAAUGAGGCCACGCCCCCUUUCACACUUGGCCCCACCCACAUCAGCAUAACCCCCACCCCACUGUGUGAGGCCCCUCCCACCACGAGGCCCCGCCCCUUGCACUGAGAACACUUGGGAAGGCCCCGCCCCUCCUGGGCCCUGGCCACGCCCCC